Molecule: messenger RNA, 1560 nt
Organism: Tilletiopsis washingtonensis
Lineage: Eukaryota; Fungi; Basidiomycota; Exobasidiomycetes; Entylomatales
Exons: 3
Biological process (GO): chromosome segregation; CENP-A containing chromatin assembly
Source: RefSeq, a predicted model, not a curated record
UCCACCUCCCAGCGUCCCCAGCGUCGCCGAGCAUGGCGCCCCACGCCUCCUCCUCCUCCUCCGCAAGCGGCAGCAGCGAGGCCUCGUCGUCGCGCGCGGCACUCCUGGCGCUGCCCGACGCCACGCUGCAGGCGCCCUCUGCGCCGCUGCGGCGCCUGCUGCACCAGCUCAGCAAGGCCUCGCUCAUCGCCCUCGUGCUGCACUGGCUCGCCUCUUCUUCUCCCUCCAUCGCGCCUCCCUCUCUCUCCCGUCGGCAUGCCUCCACCUCUGCGACGUCGACCUUUCUCGAGCUGCACGAGUCGCGCCGCGCCUCGAGCGUCGCGCAGCUGCGCCAGCUGUGGCACGGCCCCAUGCGCGCGCCGGGCAUCGCAAAGGCGCGCGCCGUCGAGCGCGUGCUCGACGUCGACUGGCCACACGGCCUCACGCUGCACAUGUGCCACAUGCUCGCGUGCGAAGCCAUGCGCCUGGCGCCGGGCGCGCGCACCUGGAGCGUGGCGCGCCUCGAGUUUGACGACGCACAGGUGCCGAGCUCCUUCCUGCAGCUCUCGCCGCAGACGCUGCAGGCUCGCCUCUCCAAGGAGCUGAGCAACUACUUCACGCACCACGUGCACCUCGCCGACGCUUCUCCGCUCCUCUCAUCCGAGAGCAAGGCCGCGCACUCCUCGGCCGACACAUCUCUCGCCGCCCUCGACGACCCGCUCGCCGUCUUUACGCACCUGCGCAUCGUCCUGCCCGCCUCGGCCUCCGACGUCUGCGCCGGCCUGUCCUUGCUGCACAUUCCCGGCACGCGCUGGCUCCUCCACAGCGGCACGCUCGGCCGCAGCGCCGGUCCCAGCGCGCGCCAGAUCUGUCUCGGCGCCUUUGCGCAUGCCGCACACGCCAGCGGCGUCACGGGCGCCGGCGACGAGCUGGGCGAGCUGCGCGGGCGCGACGCCCUCGCGCUGCGCGCCGCACUGCUGGCGGGCGAGCGCGCGCUGCGCGGCGUGGCCGGCGGAGGCGCGGCGCGCGCCAUGGCGCGCGCAGAGGAGGAAGGACCGCUGUGCCAGCCGGCGAAGCGCACGAGACUGGCGCUGAUUGGCAACGAGGCGGCGCUGCCUGUCGAGGAGGCCCAGGAGGAACAGGAGCCAAGCAAGGCACACAAGCGCAGGAAGCACGCGAUGCAGCGCGCCGAGCAAGCGAGGAGGGAAGUGAGGGAGCUCUUUGGAGAGGCAUGCGAGGUGAUUGAGCGUGUCGACUACGAACUGCAUCUCCCACUCCCCGCUCACGGCGCCUAUCGCGCCGUCGCUGCGCCGCGCGAAGCGGUGCGCCUGCGCCUGAGCGGCGCGCAUCUGCUCGCCGGCCUGCGCGCCGUCGUGCUGCACGCUCAGGAGCGCGACGUGCCCGCCGACGCCGCCGCCGAUGCCGAUGCGGACGGCGAGGCGGAUGCCGCGGCGCAGCCGCAGGCGAGGGCACAGCGACAAGAGGCAGAGGCCAAGGCGCCGGUGCAGAGGCUCGGCUUGCCCGCCUGGCUGACGGAAGUGAGAGGUAGUCGCAUCGUUGUCAGGCCGACGGAACGCGACU